UAAAAAUAAAACGAAGGACAAACAGAACUGAAGUAGAGCAUUAUUUAGUAAAGUGACAACGGCUUCAGAGAAAGCAAGAAGAGAAAUUCCAAUCACAAGUGUUGCUAUUGGUCAAGAACAUACAAUGGCGGUCAAGAACAUACAAUGGCUUCAGAGAAAGCAAGAAGAGAAAUUCCUAUCGCAAGUGUAGCUAUUGGUCCUCAUGACCAUAAGGAACAAGGCCAAGAUGGAUUUGGCCUAAAAGGGAAAUCUCAUUAUCAGAUACAUUCUCAACCUGCAGCUAAAGUUGGUGGGCUUGAGUUUUCUAGUGUUGGGGGAAUGCAGCAAACUGAGCAAAAUGAGAAAGAUAGGGACACACAAAGGGACAAACAUGGAGAGGGGCUAGGAGGUGUAAAAUUUGAAUCACAUGGCCAAGAACAAAAAGGUCCAGAGAUGAACAAAAACAGCCAAAUGCAGAAGCAAGAAGGUAUAGAAGGAAGAGUUCAUGGCGGAAUUCAUCCUCAAGAAACUGGUGAAGAGCAGAAAAAAGCUCCAUCUUCAGAGGAAACUGCACAGCUGAGAAAAACUGCCCAACAGAAAUCAAACGAAACCUUGGGAGUUGCUGAAGGACGCUACGAUAAGGCCAAGGAAUUAGGGGCGUCUGCAUUGCACAAUGCAAAAGAAUCGGCUAGUCAUGGUCUUGGUGCUGCAGGCUGUUAUGCAACAGCAAAAGGUGCACAAGCCAAAGAUUAUGUUGCUGAUAAGGCUGGAGUUGCCAAGGAUACUGCCCUUCGCAAAGGUGCACAAGCCAAAGAUACUGUCAGUGAUGGUGUUAGAAGUGGAUCUCAGUAUGUUGCUGAUAAGGCUGUAGCUGCCAAGGACACUGCCCUUGAGAAAGGUGCACAAGCCAAAUAUACUGUCACUUCUGGCGCUCAAAUUGGAGCCGAGUAUGCUGCGGACAAGGCUAGAGUUGCAAAGGACACUGCUCUCGAAAAAGGCCAGCAAGCUUAUGGUGCAACUAAAGACACCCUCUCAACUGCAGGACAAACUGCUGCUGAGAAGAGCAGGAAUGCAGUAGGCUAUGUUGGGCAGAAAGGCGUCGAAGCAAAAGACACCACGAUUGAAACGGGGAAAAACGCGGCAGGGUAUGCAGGGGAAGCAGCUAAAACCGCGAAGGAUAUGGCGGAAGUGGGAGCUUUAGGAGCUGUACAUUAUACGGCGAAAGCAGCAGCGGGGGCCACGAAAGCCACGGCUGGUGCUCUUUCUAGUGCAGCAGGGUAUGCCGGGGAGAAGGCAGUCGCGGCGAAGGAUACGGUUGCUGAUGCUGGAAAGAGCGCGGCGGGAUAUGCAGGUGACAAAUUGGUGGCUGCUAAAGAUUAUGUAGUUUCCGCUGAAGAAAGUGCAGCUGAUUAUGCAGGCAGAAGGAAAGCAGAAGCAGAGAGGCAAUUAGAAGGUAAUCCCGAGGGAAGAAGCGGAGGCGGAGUCAUUAGCAUAGAAAAGCAAGAACCAGAGGAGAGCAAGCAAGUGCAGGAGCAGGGAGGUGGAGGUGGUGUGCUGCAAGGAAUUGGUGAAGCUAUAGUUGGAAUAGGGAAAACUGCUACAGAUUUUGUUGCUGGUGGGAACCAAUCUCAAACUGGUUAUCAGGGGAGUGGAAAAGUGGAGUAGAAAAGGGAAGUCCACAAUGAAAUGGUUGAAGUAGGCGUUUUUGGCACCUUUUUGAAGGUUGGUUGGUGGAAUUGUGUGGUGUAUAAUAUAUAGUAGUUAUGAAAAAGUCAUAAGUACAUGUGUGUGUAUUUUGUUGUUGCUAAAGUCAAGUGUGUAUUUUGUUGUUGAUAAAUCAAGCAUAUGUAUAUAUGUUGAAUCUACCUUUUUUAUUAGUGAAACUGUUGUGUAUGUA
Lycium ferocissimum is the source of this 1876-nucleotide messenger RNA. Its product is annotated as seed biotin-containing protein SBP65-like. The record is from RefSeq and is a predicted model, not a curated record. The transcript is spliced from 5 exons. Bases 145 to 1644 code for a protein of 499 amino acids. Lineage: Eukaryota; Viridiplantae; Streptophyta; Magnoliopsida; Solanales; Solanaceae.